This is a messenger RNA of Ustilago hordei, 1737 nucleotides long. RefSeq lists its product as uncharacterized. Bases 1 to 1737 code for a protein of 578 amino acids. Gene Ontology annotation, molecular function: zinc ion binding; nucleic acid binding. The transcript has a single exon. Lineage: Eukaryota; Fungi; Basidiomycota; Ustilaginomycetes; Ustilaginales; Ustilaginaceae. The record is from RefSeq and is a predicted model, not a curated record.
AUGUCCUAUCAUCCUUCGCACCACCCAAACUUCCUCAACCCAGGCUUGUCCCAGAUGAGCUAUGCUCACAAUCACAGCGCAAACGCUUCCCCAGGUGCCAACCCUUCGCUCUUGAACAGCAGCAUCUCUUCCCACUCAUUCCCCAUCGCUCCAACUCCCAACAACAGCACACCGCAGCCUCAGCAGCAACAAUCACAACCACAGCAACAAUCACAACAACAAACACAACAACAACAACAACAGCAACAACAACAACAGCAACAGCAACAACAACAACAACAACAACAACAACAACAACAACAACAACAACAACAACAGCAUCAUCAGCAUCAUCAUCAUCAUCAUCAUCAGCAGCCAACAGCCACUGCGCCUCCCGGUGUUCCGGAUGCUGAUGGCUUGAUAGCUCCUCCAUCCAUGCCCCUCGAGCUUGACUUUGACAAUCUCGAAAGCGCCUCCAACUACAUGCACACCUAUGCCCUCUCGCAAGGUUUUGACAUUCGCAUCCAAUGGUCUGCUAACAACCAAACACGUAUCUGCUGGUCCUGCUAUCGCGGCGGCUUCCCAGAAACGCUCAACUCAGAUGGCACUCCUAACACCAAGAAACGUCGAAUCCCAAAGGAGAAGGAAAGACGCAAGCGUGGUUCGCUCAAGAUCGGAUGCCCUUUCCGUGUUCAAUGCACAAAGAACUGGAAGACGGGCAAGAUGGAGUUAAGGAUUUUGGAGGGGAGACACAAGCAUCAGAUGGAAACCGAUAGGGAGAAUCUGCCAAGCCAGGUGAGGAGGAUAAAGAAUCAGCGCAAGGCACACGAGUCGCCGUGUACACCGCAGGGUGGCAAUGCUGCUGCCAAUGCAGUUGCUCAGGCGGCCAAUCUGACUGCGACGCCGACGCCUCUGUCCAUCGCAAGUGGCAGUGCGAGUGGCAGUGCGAGUGGCAGUGGGAGCGGAGGUAAUAAGAGCAGGGUAAGCAAUGCUAAUGGUGGUCAUGGUUCACCGAGCCGGAAUGGUGCUGCAGGACAGCAAGCAGGGCAUGGUCGUGAGCAACAGCAGACACCAGCACAGCAGCAGCAAGAGACGAGGAAACCAUCGGCCAACAACAACAACCUCCUUGUCAAUGCAGCUCGUCCGUCUGCGCACCAGCAUCUCGGUCUUCCCGCUAUGAGCACACCUACACCAGCCAAUGGUCCACCAAGCCUUGAUCUUGACUCGGAUCUUGUCCUCGCAUCCUCUGCUCCCACCUCUAACGGCGCUGUCGCAACUUCACCAGGCCCCAAACCAUCCUUCGAGCGACAGAUGCUCAAUCUUUUGGGUCUUUACGACAAGUCUGACGCCUCUUCGCGCGCGAUCAUGGACAAAGAGCUCGAGACCAUGUUAGCACGCGCCGAGUCCCGUCUGGACAAGUCAGCAAGGAAGAAGAGAAAGGUCGGAGCAAAUGGAACAUUGCUUCAUCCUAUCUCGCCCAUGCUUGCAGAUACAUCGGCGAGCACUCAGGGAGGCAUUGCCGCCUUGGCGAGAGGGUUGAAUGGCAGAAACGCACCGACUACAACGCAGGUCAAUGCAGUUGGGUCGCCGCUGAGAGCUACAGCAGGCCUAGUCGGGACUCUGCCUCCGCAGACACCAUUGGGGCAGGUGAUAGGGCAGGAGCAACAACAGCUACCACCAAGUUCAGGAAAAGGUUCGGCUAGGUGUAGCAAUUGCAAGGAGUAUGGACAUAAUCGAAGGCGGUGUCCGCUUGGUUGA